Parnassius mnemosyne (clouded apollo) is the source of this 3549-nucleotide messenger RNA. Lineage: Eukaryota; Metazoa; Arthropoda; Insecta; Lepidoptera; Papilionidae. The record is from the annotation of a GenBank genome assembly.
AUGCUAGUCCAUGAAAAGGUUUAUCAGUAUAAAAUAUUGCCGGGUGACAGUGUAGCUCAACAUAUCUCAAAGGUGGAAUCCCUGGCUAAACAACUAAAAGAGAGUGGUGAGACUGUCAGUGACAUGGCCAUCAUAACAAAAAUUUUGGGAACAUUGCCACCUAAGUACAGAUCACUGCGCCAAGCGUGGAUGUCAUUGGAUUCAAAACAACAGACUAUUGUGAAUUUAACUGCUCGCCUCUUAGAUGAAGAAGCAAGUUUAGUAGGCGAAGAAGAACAAGAAACAGCUCUCCUUGUUGCUAAUAAAGGAUGGAAGUUGAAAUCAAAACAAAGUGAGCCGAUGCAGAGUGGAGUAAAUCAAAAUAAAAAUACCAAACACAGGUUUGAAUGUUAUAACUGUGGAAAGCGAGGACACUUUGCUAGAGAAUGUCGUGCUCCAAGAAAAUUUAAGUCAAGAAAACCUCAACAAGAAGGUGCAGAUAUGUUAGCGUUUUAUGUAGAGAAUAACGCGUCUAGCACAGAAGAGAAUACUUGGAUUCUAGACAGUGGAGCCUCUGCACAUAUGACUUAUAGAAAGGAAUUCUUUAUGGAACUGGUUGAAUGCAGUCAGAAGAUAUUAACUUUAGGAAACAAACAGUCUGUAGAAGUGUGUGGCAUUGGUAAAGUGUUGAUAAAAAGAUAUAUAAAUAGACAGUGGGAAUCCAGUGAACUACUUGAUGUGUUGUAUUUCCCAAGUCUGCGAAGAAACUUAUUCUCAGAAGGUGCCAUAAUAAGAAGAGAUUACACUAUUAUAAAGAAAGAUUCAAAUGCAUUGAUCUAUAAAGAUAAUCAAGUGGUUAUGAGUGCCAGGAUCAGAGAAAAUAAUUUAUAUGAGCUGAAUAUAAAAGCAAUCACCCCAGAUACUUGCAACUUGGUCCAGAAAAAUCAAAGUGAUAUCAAAAUGUGGCAUGAGCGACUGGGACAUCUAAACCUAAAAGAAAUUAAGAGUAUGUGUGCAAAUAAUGUUGUUACAGGUUUGGAAAUUAAUGACAAUGAUAAAAACAAUUUUGUAUGUGAGGCAUGUGCAUACGGAAAGCAGUGCAGGUUUCCAUUUCACAAAUCCGUACGAGGAGAACUACAACCUGGAGACUUAGUGUACAGUGAUGUCUGUGGACCAAUGUCUUGCACAUCAGUUCAAGGAAUGAGAUAUUUUGUCUUGUUCAAAGAUGCAGUAACUAGUUACAGGCAAAUAUAUUUCAUAAAAAACAAAAGUGAUGUUAUGGAAAUGUUUAAGAAAUAUAAUAGUAUUGUGAAGAAUAAAUACAUGCACAGUAUAAGAAUAUUACAUACUGAUAAUGGUAGAGAGUAUGUAAACAAAGUUUUCAAGGAAUAUUUGGACAAAGAGGGGAUAGUACAUGAGCUAACUGCUCCUUAUUCACCAGAAAGAGAAAAUAGAACCAUAGUAAAAAGUGCUCGCUCCAUGUUGUAUGCAAGAGAUCUUCCACUGGAGCUGUGGGCUGAAGCGGUGAGCUGUGCAGUUUACAUAUUGAACAGAACUUCUUCGAGCCAGACUCCGGGUAAAACACCAUAUGAAUUAUGGAAUGGUAUCAAACCACAAUUAGGUCAUUUGAAGGUGUUCGGCAGCGUUGGAUAUGUACAUGUUCCAGAUCAAUUGAGAACUAAAUUAGAAAAGAAGAGUAAAAAAAUGAUGCUUGUUGGCUAUGAUAAUACCAAUUACAGAAUGUAUGAUGUAAAUAAUAAGUCAAUCAAAAUUUCAAGAAAUGUGAUUUUUGAUGAACAUCAAACUCCGGCAAUAAGAAAGAAUAUUAAUCGAAUAUGUAUAACUGAUGAAAAUGAAGAUAAGAUACAAAAUGAUGAAACUGAAGCAAGAAAUGUGGAUGAAACACUAAUGGAAACUGUAGCAUUACAAUCUGAUGACAGCUUAUUGAGUUGCAACAGUGAUGAUCCUACAUAUGAACCGUCUCAAGAAAUAGAAGAUGUGCCACAGUGUAACAUAAAUUUGAGGCCAAGAAAUAAUAGACGUUUUGAAGCUAACCUUGUUGAAUUGUCAUUACCUCAGACAUAUGAUGAAGCCAUACAAAGUCCACAGAAAAAUGAAUGGUAUCAAGCCAUUAGGGAAGAAUUAUCUUCACAUGAAGAGAACAAUACAUGGAGUGCGGUAACAAGAGCUGGUCAGCGGACCCUUACUACCAAGUGGGUCUUCGCAAUCAAGAAGAAAGAAGAUAAUCAGACACGGUACAAGGCUCGUCUGUGUGCACGAGGGUUUACUCAGAUUAAAGAUGUGGACUACCAAGAAAUAUUUUCUCCAACUACUAGGUAUGACUCUAUAAGAAUUAUUCUUUCUAUUGCAGCAAAGUAUAAGUUAGAAAUUCAACAGUUUGAUGUAAAGACUGCUUUUCUUAAUGGGUAUCUUGAGGAAAAUAUUUUUAUAGAAGUACCUGAGGGUGUAAUUUUAGAUAAAAGUUAUGUGUUAAAAUUAAAUAAAUCUUUGUAUGGGUUGAAACAGGCCUCUCGUCGUUGGAACAAAGGGUUCACUGAGUUUUUAAUGAAAUAUGGUUUUGUACAAUCUCAGGCUGGUAAUUGUAUUUUUAUAGGAGUUUUCAAUAAGAUUAAAGUAAUUUUAAUUAUUUAUGUUGAUGAUGCCCUUGUAAUAUCUUCUAGUAAACAACUGAUCCAAAAAAUUAUAGAAUAUUUGAAACAAGCUUUUAAAAUAAAAGUGAUGCCAUUGAGAUAUUUUGUUGGUAUGGAAAUUGAGAGAAUAAAUAAUUGUAUCUAUAUUCACCAAAGAGAUUAUAUAGAACAAAUUAUUGAGAGAUUUUGUAUGACAAAUGCAACUCCAACUAGUACUCCAGCAGAUGUCAAUGUAAUUAUGACAAAGAAUGAGGAUGAAAUUAUUAAUUUUCCAUAUAGGGAACUUAUUGGUUCUUUAUUAUUUUUGUGUUCUGUUUCUAGACCUGACAUAUCAUUUGCUGUGAAUGUAUUAAGCAGAUAUGUAAACAAUCCUAGUCAGCAACAUGUAAAUGCUGUCAAAAGUAUAGUUAGAUACUUAAUUAAUACUAAAGAUUUGUGUAUAAAGUAUGGAGAAAGUGAUGGCUUAAUAGGUUACUCUGAUUCUGAUUAUGCAAGUGAUGUUGAUACACGUAAGUCAACAACAGGCUAUGUUUUUAUGAUGAACGGUGGACCAAUUACUUGGUCCAGCCAAAAACAAAAGACCAUUGCUCUCUCCACUACUGAGGCAGAAUUUGUAGCUGCAUGUGAAGCAGCAAAAGAAAUGAUAUGGCUGCGGCAAUUAAUGUUAGAUUUAGGUGAAAAUUGUAAAUGUGUAACUAUGUUUAUUGAUAAUCAAAGUGCGAUAAAACUAAUAAAUAAUCCUGUUUAUCAUAAAAGAACGAAGCACAUAGAUGUUAAAUACUAUUUUAUUAGAGAAAAAUUUGAGUUGGGCAUGAUUAAAAUUAAUUAUAUUCCUAGUAAAGAUCAAUUAGCAGAUAUAUUGACUAUGGCAUUGCCCACUCAAACUUUUACUUAUAUAAGGGAUCAGAUAAUUAGUUAA